Messenger RNA from Exophiala viscosa, 1455 nucleotides. RefSeq names its product adenylate cyclase. The transcript has 2 exons. The record is from RefSeq and is a predicted model, not a curated record. Gene Ontology annotation, molecular function: protein binding. Lineage: Eukaryota; Fungi; Ascomycota; Eurotiomycetes; Chaetothyriales; Herpotrichiellaceae. Bases 153 to 1325 code for a protein of 390 amino acids.
CCUCUCCCCGACGUAGUUAAAUCACUCGGACGCAACCGACUCUCUCACCCACGCCGUCCUCGCUUCUUUCCUGCUCCCAGCCUUGUUACUCUGGUGGCGCUAGAACUUACUGCGCCCCCAGUUUUCGUACUUUCGCCAUACUACCCCGCGUCAUGGCGGACCAGGCAGAGGGCAAGGACCAGGCACUGGAAACCAACGGAGGGCACGAAGAAGACCAGGAGCUACAACAUGCGCAUAUAGAAUUGCCUUCUACCGACGCUUCUCACAGUCACAGCUCAGCGCCUCUGGUGAGCAGCAGCGGCUGGGAUGGCAAACUGCGUAUGCCUCCACGACAUGCAGUCUUGACCAACCCAGAUAUUCUUUCCGACCCAGAAUACUCAGAUCCUGAAGCCCCUCCUGUCGACGAGAUCGAAGCGGAUGAAGAUCUACUAGACGACUAUCCUCCCGACACCGAAGACAUUGACUUGGUACAUCUCCGAAUAUCCUCCAUACAAGCCCUCAAACUCGAACGUUUUACCAAUCUAAAAAGAAUAUGCCUACGUCAGAACGCCAUUACUUCCAUAUCUCUACCGGCCAACUGGGGCGAAAAGUUGGAAGAGCUAGACCUCUAUGACAAUCUGAUUUCGAGCAUUAAGGGAAUCGAGAACUUGACGAAUCUCACGAAUUUGGACUUCAGCUUCAACAAGAUCAAGCACAUCAAGCAUGUGAACCACCUACAUAAGUUGACUCAAUUGUACUUUGUCCAGAACCGAAUAUCAAGAAUCGAGAACCUCGAAGGCCUUGAAAACCUGACCACGAUAGAACUGGGUGCAAACAGGAUUCGGGAAAUCGAAAACCUCGAGCCUCUCCACCAGCUACAGGAACUGUGGCUAGGGAAGAACAAGAUCACAGAAAUCAAGAACCUGUCUGCCCUGACGAAUCUACGACUUCUAGAUAUCAAGUCCAACCGCCUGACAUCCAUUGAUGGACUUGAGGAUCUGACGAACCUCGAGGAACUCUAUGCGUCGCACAAUGCCAUCACCGAGAUUACGCCUUCUACCUUCGCCAACAAUUCCAAACUUCGUGUCCUAGAUAUCUCCAACAACCAGAUCUCGCGCCUCGCGAACAUCUCUCAUCUCAAAGAUCUCGAAGAAAUGUGGGCGAGCAGCAAUAAACUGGCCGAUUUCCGGGAAGUCGAGCGGGAGUUGGCCGACAAGGAGAAUCUCGAAACAGUCUACUUCGAGAUGAACCCUCUUCAAUUGUCUGCGCCGGCUGUGUAUAGGAACAAAGUGCGACUGGCUUUGCCCCAGGUGAAGCAAAUCGAUGCUACUUUUGUCAGAGUGUAGAACGCUUAACAGAGAACUCAUGUCUGCGACGGGUUGGACAACACACUGCCCAGUUUUGACAUGAGAUGGACAUGUGACGUUUAUCUUGCCGACGUACCGGACUACCGUCUUCAUAUGCACCAAAGUCACC